ACCAGAGAUUUACUGCGCUGGUUGAUGCUGGUUGAGCCUUCUGAAUCUUCUGGGUUCCUGUUUUCAUUCAUUGAGUUUGGUGGACUUUUAUGCAACUUUCCCAUCCAAUAUGAAAUGUUCCUACUGGCUUUCAGGACUAUGGAAUUUGGAGGUGUUGUGGCCACGCCCCAGCAGAGAUGUUGCUGAAGUGCUGCUGAAAGGGCCAGAGAUGCAAGGAUUUGGGACACACUUUGCCCCUCUAAGCUCUCUGACAUUGACCUUCUUUCAUUAUUAACAAAGAAGAAGCAGGAGCUUAGGACCCAUUAACAACAGCUCAUUAAUGUACUAACUGGACAAUGUUCUGCAAACAACUCUACACUGUAAAGAACUGGAUUGGCACAAAAUAAAAUCAUUUCAAAUUUCACUCAGCUUAUAAUAUGACUCAAUGGAGGAAAAUUUGAUAAGCAUGAGGGAAGACCAUUCUUUUCAUGUCCGUUACAGAAUGGAAGCAUCCUGCCUAGAGUUGGCCUUGGAAGGGGAACGUCUGUGUAAGUCUGGGGACUGCCGAGCUGGUGUGUCCUUCUUUGAAGCUGCAGUUCAAGUUGGGACCGAAGACCUGAAAACACUUAGUGCUAUUUACAGCCAGCUGGGCAACGCUUAUUUCUAUUUGCAUGAUUAUGCCAAAGCAUUAGAAUAUCAUCAUCAUGAUUUAACUCUUGCAAGGACUAUUGGAGACCAGGUGGGGGAAGCCAAAGCUAGUGGUAAUCUGGGAAACACCCUAAAAGUCCUUGGGAAUUUUGAUGAAGCUGUGGUCUGUUGUCAGCGACACCUAGAUAUUUCCAGAGAGCUUAAUGACAAGGUGGGAGAAGCCAGAGCACUGUACAACCUUGGAAAUGUGUAUCACGCCAAAGGGAAAAGUUUCAGCUGUCCCGGCCCUCAUGAUGUGGAGGAGUUUCCUGAAGAAGUGAGGAGUGCUCUGCAGGCAGCUGUGGACUAUUAUGAGGAAAACCUCUCCCUCGUGACUGCACUGGGGGACCGAGCGGCCCAGGGACGUGCCUUUGGGAACCUGGGGAACACACAUUAUCUCCUGGGCAACUUCAGGGAUGCAGUCAUAGCUCACGAGCAGCGCCUCCUUAUUGCAAAAGAAUUUGGAGAUAAAGCAGCUGAAAGAAGAGCAUAUAGCAACCUUGGAAAUGCGUAUAUAUUUCUUGGAGAAUUUGAAACUGCCUCCGAAUACUACAAGAAGACGCUGCUAUUGGCGCGACAUCUCAAAGACAGGGCCGUGGAAGCUCAGUCUUGCUACAGCCUUGGGAACACAUACACAUUACUGCAAGAUUAUGACAAGGCCAUUGAUUAUCAUCUGAAGCACUUAGCAAUUGCUCAGGAGUUAAAUGAUAGAAUUGGUGAAGGUCGAGCAUGCUGGAGCUUAGGAAACGCAUACACAGCUCUGGGAAAUCAUGAUCGAGCAAUGCAUUUUGCAGAGAAGCACUUGGAAAUUUCGAGAGAGGUGGGGGACAGGAGUGGGGAGCUGACCGCACGCCUCAACCUCUCAGACCUGCAGAUGGUCCUUGGUUUGAGUUACAGCACCAAUAACUCAGUCCUAUCUGAGAACAUCGAAGCUGAUAGCAGUUUACAUGGUGCACGUCCCAAGUUUGGACGCCGACACAGCAUGGAAAACAUGGAACUUAUGAAGCUGACACCGGAAAAGGUACAGAACUGGAAUAGUGAAAUUCUUGCUAAACAAAAACCUCUUAUUGCCAAGCCUUCUGCAAAGCUACUGUUUGUUAACAGAUUGAAGGGGAAAAAAUACAAAACUAAUUCCUCAGCUAAAGUUCUCCAAGAUGCCAGUAAUUCCAUUGACCACCGAAAUCCAAAUCCUCAAAGGAAAAUCAGUGCAGAUACCAUUGGAGAUGAAGGAUUCUUUGACCUGUUGAGCCGAUUUCAAAGCAAUCGGAUGGAUGAUCAGAGGUGCUGCUUGCAGGAGAAGAACCAUGGAAGAGCAUCAACUGCAGCUUCUUCCACUCCCCACAAAAUGAUACAGAAAACACCAUCUGUUUCCGUGGCAUCCCCCAACACAGAUGAGUUUUUAGAUCUUCUUGCGAGUUCCCAGAGCCGCCGCCUUGAUGACCAAAGGGCCAGUGUCAGUGACCUGCCGGGCCUGCAUCUGACACAGGCCAACAGUCAGUCAGUUCUGGGCCACCUAAUGACGAAUGACAACAAAGAACCUGAUGAAGACUUCUUUGACAUCCUUGUAAAAUGCCAGGGUUCCAGGUUAGAUGAUCAAAGAUGUGCUCCACCACCCACUACCACGAAAGGACAAACAGUGCCGGAUGAGGACUUUUUUAGCCUUAUUCUACGGUCUCAGGCGAAAAGGAUGGAUGAGCAGAGAGUUCUUAUACAAAGAGAUCAAAAGAGAGACGCUGAAGUCGGGGUAAAGGACCUCCUGCAACGAAAUAAUGCUUUGUUGGAAUUUAAAAAUUCUGAAAAAAAUUAAUCAAACUACUUACUAUAUUUUUUUAAAAAGCGUCUUCCUUCCUGAACACUGCAGGGAAAUUCAACUGAUUAUAUUUUCCUCAAGAGGAGAAAUUAUAGCACUGUAACACAGCAGCUUGAAAUGCUUUCAGAAUGAUGUGAAUACUUAGCCUUGCCUAGUACAGGAUUCCGUGGCAUUCACUCCAGUGGGGGAGGUGUCCCAGGGGUGCGUCAGCUACUGUGGUCACUGCUUGGGAGCACGUGCUCCAGGAACUUGUCAGGACUCUAGUAGUACCUUAAACGAAUCCUAAAAUAUAUUGUCUUAUGGAGAAUUUUGUUUUUUAAAUCUUCAUCCAAAAUGGAAAUUUUUAUACUUUUCAUGUAGCAAGAAAUGACGUUGUUUAGUAAAAUAAUGUACUUGACAAGAUGUAAAAAAGUUACCCAAGAGUAGCUUAUAAAACCUAAUAUUUUUUUCCCUUGAGAAAAAUUUUUACUAAUAUCUUUAGGCCAAAGGCAUUAUAAAAAAUCGUUCUUAAAUUUCUUUUGGCAUGUGUUGGGUCUUUUAAUUAAAAAGAUGGUGUAAAAUAGUA
Sorex araneus (European shrew) is the source of this 3041-nucleotide messenger RNA. It is a transcript of the gene GPSM2, whose product is annotated as G protein signaling modulator 2. The transcript is spliced from 15 exons. The coding region runs from base 425 to 2473 and encodes 682 amino acids. Lineage: Eukaryota; Metazoa; Chordata; Mammalia; Eulipotyphla; Soricidae. The record is from RefSeq and is a predicted model, not a curated record. Gene Ontology annotation, molecular function: GTPase regulator activity; protein binding.